Molecule: messenger RNA, 2259 nt
Organism: Drosophila hydei
Lineage: Eukaryota; Metazoa; Arthropoda; Insecta; Diptera; Drosophilidae
Gene: Pgant35A
Product: polypeptide N-acetylgalactosaminyltransferase 35A
Exons: 1
Coding region: 132-1997 (621 amino acids)
Biological process (GO): regulation of Notch signaling pathway
Cellular component (GO): Golgi apparatus
Molecular function (GO): Notch binding
Source: RefSeq, a predicted model, not a curated record
AGUUUUAAUUAAAGCAGCGUUGGUAAACCAAAAGCUGCUUUGACGACAUGGCAUAAAUUCCGGUUUUUGUGACCUCGCUGUUAUGAUGAUAUCUGCAUCGACCGUUAAGCAAACAUAACAUUAAUCCACCUAUGAUGCAAAUUAAGCGUCUGCUAUGCAAAUCUUGCACCCUCGGCACGGUGCUAAUAGCAGGAGUAUGGAUGCUCGGUCUAUUGGCCUACAUGCACCAUCUGCGUAGCACCAUACCGGCGGCUGGCUGGCGUUUCAACAGUGCUGCAAAUGCAACGCCCCGGGCAGAGCUGAGCUACCAGGCACAGGUAACAGCUGGCUGCUCGCCCGCCACACCGAACACCACACAGAGUAUUGGGACAGGCGAUCAGUUCGAGUUGUUGGGCGUGGUUCGCAACAAGCAGGACAAGUAUAUACGUGACAUUGGCUACAAGCAUCAUGCGUUCAAUGCGCUAGUCUCCAAUAAUAUUGGACUAUUUCGGGAUGUACCCGAUACGCGGCACAAGGUAUGCGAGCGUGGGGAGACGCUGGAGUCAGAGCAGCUGCCACAAGCUUCGAUCAUCAUGUGCUUCUAUAACGAGCACAAGAUGACACUGAUGCGUUCCAUUAAGACCGUGUUGGAGCGUACGCCCAGUCAUCUGCUAAAGGAGAUUAUUCUGGUAGAUGACAACAGCGAUCUGCCAGAGCUGGAGUUCCAUUUGUUGGCUGACCUCCAUGCUCGAUUGAAGUAUGACAAUUUGCGCUAUGUUCGCAACGAGCAACGCGAGGGCUUGAUACGCUCCCGUGUCAUCGGAGCACGUGAUGCCAGCGGCGAUGUUUUGGUUUUCCUUGACUCGCACAUCGAAGUGAAUCGCCAGUGGGUGGAGCCAUUGCUGCGUUUGGUCAAGGCAGAGAAUGCAACGCUGGCGGUGCCUGUAAUUGAUCUUAUCAAUGCGGAUACGUUUGAGUAUACGCCCAGUCCGCUAGUGCGCGGGGGCUUUAAUUGGGGUCUGCACUUCCGCUGGGAGAAUCUACCGGAGGGCACGCUCAAGGUGCCGGAGGAUUUCAAAGGACCCUUCCGCUCACCCACCAUGGCCGGCGGGUUGUUCGCAGUGAAUCGCUUGUACUUCCAGCACAUUGGUGAAUAUGACAUGGCUAUGGAUAUCUGGGGUGGCGAGAACAUCGAGAUCUCAUUUCGUGUGUGGCAAUGUGGCGGUGCCAUCAAGAUUGUGCCCUGCUCCCGCGUUGGUCACAUCUUUCGCAAACGUCGACCCUAUACGGCGCCCGAUGGCGCCAAUACCAUGUUGAAGAAUUCGCUGCGCUUGGCUCAUGUCUGGAUGGAUAAGUAUAAGGACUUCUAUUUGAAGCAUGAAAAGGUGGCCAGAGACUAUGAUUAUGGCGAUAUCAGAGCACGUCUACAGCUACGCGAGCGUCUGCACUGUAAGGACUUUGGCUGGUAUCUGAAAAAUGUUUACCCCGAGCUGCGCUUACCUGGAGAUGAGUCCAAGAAGUCUGGAUCGGCGCCAGUCUUUCAGCCGUGGCAUUCGCGCAAGCGCAAUUAUUUGGACUCAUUUCAGCUUCGUCUAGCGGGCACUCAGCUCUGCGCCGCUGUAGUGGCGCCCAAGGUGAAGGGCUUCUGGAAGAAGGGCAGCUCCUUGACGCUGCAAGUCUGCAAACCCCGUGCGCCCAAUCAGAUGUGGUACGAGACAGAGAAGUCGGAGAUUAUAUUAGAUAAGUUGUUCUGUCUGGAGGCGGCGGCCGAUACGUUGGUCAUCAUUAACAAGUGUCACGAAAUGCUGGGCGAUCAGCAAUGGAGGCAUACACGUAACGCCAACAGUCCCGUCUACAACAUGGCCAAGGGCACCUGUCUGCGUGCCUCCGCUGCGGAGGUGGGUGCUCGGAUCAGCUUGGAUCUGUGCUCCAAGGCGGAUGGCGUUGGUGGCGCCUGGGACAUUGUGCUCUUGAAACAGGAGCCGCAGCAGCAGCCAAAGCUGGACAAGCAGUUGUGAGCCUUACAGGUGGUAUAAAGCAAUAAUUAGACUGAAUUUGUCUAUAUAGAUACAGUAAAAUAAGCUCUUGAUAUCAGUUUAUUAAGUUUUGAAUAGUCAGUAUUUUUUGCACAAAACUGUUUGGUUUGACGCAAUCAAUGACAAAAGUCAAAAACAAAUCGAAAUAUUAAGUAUUCAAGUGAUUGAAGUGUUAACGUACGAUUCCAAUAUCUCCAAUACAGAUAUAUAUUUAUGUAGAUAUCAAUUAGUUUUGUAAGGGUUA